CAAUUGUGCAAGUUUAUUUUAAAAAUUGCAGGGUCACUCGAGAUAUAGCGAGGUCACCGAGGGAAAAGUACUGCGUAGUUCAGUAGCUGGUUACUGUUCGUUAAUUGUAGCCAUGCUAAUCCUGUUUGUGCUCUUGUGUUUAGUUGCUGCAAUACGCGGUCAAGGCAACAGCGUAUUCAUACCGCAGUGUGCGAACAAUGACCACUGCCCUCUGGAUCACGCUUGUGUUGCCCAGAGAUGUGAAGAUCCUUGUGUCGGCACUUGUGGCUCCAACUCCACCUGCCACGUUAGGUUCCAUAUCCCUUCGUGCGCCUGCCCUUCAGGCUACACCGGGGACCCUUUGACAGCUUGCUUUCCACAGGUACAGCCGCAGUGCACAGCUAAUGACCACUGCCCGCUGGAUCGCGCUUGUGUUGGCCAGAGAUGUGACGAUCCUUGUGUCGGCGUUUGUGGCUCCAACUCCACCUGCCAAGUGAGGUUCCACAUCCCUUCGUGCGUCUGCCCUUCAGGCUACACCGGGGACCCUUUGACAGCUUGCUUUCCACAGGUACAGCCGCAGUGCACAGCUAAUGACCACUGCCCGCUGGAUCGCGCUUGUGUUGGCCAGAGAUGUGACGAUCCUUGUGUCGGCGUUUGUGGCUCCAACUCCACCUGCCAAGUGAGGUUCCACAUCCCUUCGUGCGUCUGCCCUUCAGGCUACACCGGGGACCCUUUGAUAGCCUGCUUUCCACAAGUACAGCCGCAGUGCACAGCUAAUGACCACUGCCCGCUGGAUCGCGCUUGUGUUGGCCAGAGAUGUGAAGAUUCUUGUGUCGGCGCUUGUGGCUCCAACUCCACCUGCCAAGUGAGGUUCCACAUCCCUUCGUGCGCCUGCCCUUCGGGCUACACCGGCGACCCUUUCACUGCUUGUUUGCCUCAGGACCCUCCAGAGAGUUGCUCACCCCCCACCAGAAAGGUUUACAGAGUUCACAGUGCUCAAAAGAUUAACUGGUACUCUGCAGUUUUGCACUGUCUGUCCAUUGGCGAGAGAUUGGCAAGUAUCACAUCCAAAGAAGAAAUGAAUUUAAUCAAAGAAGAGAUCUCCAGAACAGGCAUUCGAAAUGACCAGUUCUGGACGUCCGGAAACAGCUUCGUGCUGGGAAAAUGGACUUGGUUUUCUACUGGGCUGCCCAUUACGUUCGUAGACUGGGGAGCCGGAGAGCCCAAUAACAUCAAUAACAAUGAAAAGUGUGUACAAUAUCACGAAAGGAACAGAACCGGCUACGUGUGGAAUGACGUCACAUGUGUCGGACUGAGCUACCCAAUAUGUGAACAUUUUGAGAAAUAAGUUAUCGAUAUAAAAAAUAUAUAUUUAUAUAUCAAAGAAAAUAAAUUUUUUGGGUAAAUUUGGA
Molecule: messenger RNA, 1391 nt
Organism: Homalodisca vitripennis (glassy-winged sharpshooter)
Lineage: Eukaryota; Metazoa; Arthropoda; Insecta; Hemiptera; Cicadellidae
Product: neurogenic locus notch homolog protein 4-like
Exons: 8
Coding region: 113-1327 (404 amino acids)
Source: RefSeq, a predicted model, not a curated record